Messenger RNA from Knipowitschia caucasica, 1290 nucleotides. The record is from the annotation of a GenBank genome assembly. Lineage: Eukaryota; Metazoa; Chordata; Actinopteri; Gobiiformes; Gobiidae.
AUGGAUGUUAAAUGUACAGAGUUGUGCCCCUGCCCCUCACCCUGCCCCUCACCCUGCCCCUCACCCUGCCCCUCAUCCUGCCCCUCACCCUGCCCCUCAUCCUGCCCCUCACCCUGCCCCUCACCCUGCCCCUCACCCUGCCCCUCACCCUGCCCCUCACCCUGCCCCUCAUCCAUGCCCCUCACCCUGCCCCUCAUCCAUGCCCCUCACCCUGCCCCUCAUCCUGCCCCUCACCCUGCCCCUCAUCCUGCCCCUCCCCCUGCCCCGCAUCCUGCCCCUCAUCCAUGCCCCUCACCCUGCUCCUCAUCCUGCCCCUCCCCCUGCCCCUCAUCCUGCCCCUCACCCUGCCCCUCACCCUGCCCCUCACCCUGCCCCUCACCCUGCCCCUCCCCCUCACCCUGCCCCUCAUCCUGCCCCUCACCCUGCUGCUCAUCCUGCCCCUCCCCCUGCCCCUCAUCCUGCCCCUCAUCCUGCCCCUCACCCUGCCCCUCCCCCUGCCCCUCAUCCAUGCCCCUCACCCUGCCCCUCACCCUGCCCCUCAUCCUGCCCCUCCCCCUGCCCCGCAUCCUGCUCCUCAUCCUGCCCCUCCCCCUGCCCCUCAUCCUGCCCCUCACCCUGCCCCUCACCCUGCCCCUCACCCUGCCCCUCACCCUGCCCCUCACCCUGCCCCUCACCCUGCCCCUCCCCCUCACCCUGCCCCUCAUCCUGCCCCUCACCCUGCUGCUCAUCCUGCCCCUCCCCCUGCCCCUCAUCCUGCCCCUCAUCCUGCCCCUCACCCUGCCCCUCACCCUGCCCCUCACCCUGCCCCUCCCCCUGCCCCUCAUCCUGCCCCUCACCCCGCCCCUCAUCCUGCCCCUCCCCCUGCCCCUCAUCCUGCCCCUCAUCCUGCCCCUCCCCCUGCCCCUCCCCCUGCCUCUCAUCCUGCCCCUCAUCCUGCCCCUCACCCUGCCCCUCAUCCUGCCCCUCAUCCUGCCCCUCAUCCUGCCCCUCAUCCUGCCCCUCACCCUGCCCCUCACCCUGCCCCUCAUCCUGCCCCUCAUCCUGCCCCUCACCCUGCCCCUCACCCUGCCCCUCAUCCUGCCCCUCAUCCUGCCCCUCACCCUGCCCCUCAUCCUGCCCCUCAUCCUGCCCCUCCCCCUGCCCCUCCCCCUGCCUCUCAUCCUGCCCCUCAUCCUGCCCCUCAUCCUGCCCCUCACCCUGCCCCUCACCACUGCUCAGUGCUCAGCCACCACAACAGUGCGGAGCGUGAGGAGGCUGCUUUACGUCUGCAAUAUUUCUCAAAAACCAUAA